AUGCCCUACAUGAUCCUCAAGGUCACGCACGACACAAAGCCCAAGCCAAUAACGCGCCUCCUCCCGCUCACCUCCUGCCCAACCUGGUCCGCCCUCACGCAGAAAAUCGCGACUCGCUUUCAGCUCACCGUCCCGCCCAUCGCACUCACCUACUCCGAUGACGACGACGACGAGAUCACCCUCUCGAGCGAUAUCGAGCUGGAAGAAUUGUGGCUCGCUACGCUGCCGACUAUACUCAAGCUUGAGCGUGACUCGGGCACUAAGGACGACGCGGCGUGCGUGAAGAUGCAAAUUGUGCUCCCGUGGCAGCAGGAGCAGGCGAGGGACGUCAAGCUGGAAUCCGUCAGCGGGUCGGUUAGCGGCAGCGUCUCGCCUCUCCUCCAACGCAAUACCCAAACUCCCGCCGGUUUCGCCCCUCCUCCGCCGAGGAACUGUCAAUCGACAUCCCCAACAACGCCGAAGCAACGUAACGCGCCUUCCGAGCCGGCAAAGACUCCGGACGCUCCCUUUCGCGGCGUGAGCUGGCAGGACGGAGGAACGGACGCUCCCGCAGUCGACGAGAAGCCGCACCCUCAUGCAUCCCAGCACGCAUGCUCAAGAGCUCAACCUGAUGGGGCGGAGCACCUCGGCGCAGAGAACCCUGCGGCAGCACCGACCUCGCCAGCCCAUUCGACGAGCCCUCCAGCUCCUCUGCCCCGUACUCUCAGUCCUCAGCGCAGCUAUUCGAGCGACAGCAGCGGCACCGGCUGA
Molecule: messenger RNA, 750 nt
Organism: Rhodotorula toruloides NP11
Lineage: Eukaryota; Fungi; Basidiomycota; Microbotryomycetes; Sporidiobolales; Sporidiobolaceae
Product: Phox/Bem1p domain containing protein
Exons: 1
Coding region: 1-750 (249 amino acids)
Molecular function (GO): protein binding
Source: RefSeq, a predicted model, not a curated record